GUUAUGGCGCUCGCGCCGGAGGCGGUGCUCUACUCCGGCUGCUUGUGGCGGCAGUCAAGGAUCUUCCCCUCUCCGAGCUCCGUGGUAUGUCACAGAAGCAGCAGCAGCAGCAGGAAUCGACGUAGCAGCAGCCGAUUGAGCUCCGCAUUCUCGGCUGGGAGGAGGGAUUGGAGCAGGGGUUUAGGGUUUAAGGGAGAGAGCGCAGCAGCAGUAGCAGCCGCGGCGGCCGUGGAUUCUUCUACUAGCGAGGUAGAAUCGGCGGCGGAAGCGUUGAAGCUCGAGGAAGAAUCGGCCGCGGAAGGUGUAAAGCUCGAGGAAGAAUUGGUGAGAAAGGAAGAGGAAGAUGGAGCUGCUGGGAGUUCUAAGAGAGACGAAGAGGUGGAGUUUGAGAAGGGAUUCAGCAUGAGGAGGGUGUGUGACAGGUUGAUCGAGGUGUUUAUGGUGGACAGGCCCGAUCCAGACGAGUGGAGAAAAUUGCUAGCGUUUAGCCAGGAGUGGAGGAGGAUUCGUCCUUACUUUUACGAGCGAUGCAAGGCGCUGGCAGAGUCCGAGGACGAUCCGAGAAAGAUGGGAAAUCUUUACAAGCUCUCCAGAAAAUUGAAAGAGGUAGAUGACGAGAUGAUAAGGCACGAUGAGCUGCUCGAGGAGAUCGAAGUUAACGAGACGGAGAUAGAUGUCAUUGUUGCCAAGCGUCGGAAGGAUUUCACGAGCGAUUUCUUCAAGCAUCUUCGAGUUUUAUGUGAUGCAAACCAUUCCAACUUAGAUCGGCGAGAAAAACUGGCACAAUUGGCAGCAAGAUGCCUGGCUAGCGUCGAAGAGUAUGACAAAGGUGCUGAGAACAGUGUAGCCUUGGACGCUGCUCGCCGGAAGUUUGAUGACAUCCUGAACUCCUCGUCCCUGCAAGAUGCCUGCAAGAAGAUUGACACCCUCGUCAAGAACAAGCAGUUUGAUCCGACACUGAUGCUGGUGAUCAGCAAAGCUUGGGCUGCUGCAAAAGAAUCACCACUGAUGAAAGAGGAGGUGAAAGACAUCAUGUUUCAUCUGUACAAUGUCGCCAAAGGAAAUAUGCAAAGACUCGUCCCAAAAGAAGUCCGGAUCUUGAAGCAUCUGCUGACGAUUGAAGAUCCUCGAGAGAGACUCGGUGCUCUGGCGCAGGCAUUCUCCCCUGGAGACGAACUUGAGGGGAAAGAUAUUGACCUUUUAUACACGACUCCAAACAGGCUCUACAGGCAGGUGCUGUUCAUUCUCGACGCUUACUACAGUAACAAGGAGAAGACGCUGAUCCAAGAGGCUCAAAAGCUCAUGGAUCCACUCGUGAUCAGCAGGCUCGAAAUUCUCAGAGAUGUGAUCAAAACCGAAUUCCUAUGAGCAAGCUUUUGUAAAGAUUAAUAGAUGUAUUGCAUCCUACUUUUGUGUUC
Molecule: messenger RNA, 1418 nt
Organism: Selaginella moellendorffii
Lineage: Eukaryota; Viridiplantae; Streptophyta; Lycopodiopsida; Selaginellales; Selaginellaceae
Exons: 5
Coding region: 4-1368 (454 amino acids)
Cellular component (GO): chloroplast envelope; chloroplast thylakoid membrane
Source: RefSeq, a predicted model, not a curated record